CAUAAACAAGAGCAGUGAACUGGUGAGUGGAUCAUGGAGCAUCGUUUUGACAGGGCAGCGGCGGUGCUGUCACCGCUGGAGGAGUCCAGCGCCGAGGUGAGCAGAGACAGCGGCAUCGUGUCGCAGAGCGCCAGCAGCUUGUCUAUGGUUAGCGAGGCCCUGAGCAGCGGUUCCGUGUCUCAGAGCUCGAGCUUCGGCGCUGCAGUGGCCCAGGACCCGAGCUCUGCUGCGGGAGAAACCCAGGAACACAGCGAGCCGGAGCAGACACAAGACGACGAGCUACUGAGACACACAGCGAUAGCAUACUCCUCCUAUAUGAGAGCAAAUGCCGAAGAAGAGGCCCUGUGCUUGGAGAGAAGUCUGGAGGAAAUGCUUACAAGAGUAGAUGAGUUUGUGGGAAUGCUUGAUAUGAUUAGAAAUGACACUUCUCAGGUGGUCAAUGAGAACCUGCCACAGAUACAAAGACAAUCUGAAGAGAUGAGAGAGAUAUACAGAAAAAUCGACAAAUUGGAGGCCUUUGUCAAAAUGGUUGGAGCCAAUGUUAGUGCCAUGGAAGAACAAGUCACUCAAGUUGAAGUUGAAGGUGAAGUUGGAACUCUACCAGGCGCCUUCAAAAAGAUCUUUCGCACAAUGAGCGUGCCAGGAUUUUUAAAUAAACGUGCUAGCCCAAGAAGGCAAACACAAAGACAUCAAGAGCUUCCCAGUGUAUUUAGAACAGAAGAUUACUUUAAAUCUCAGUCCGAGCAGUAGAAGAGAGACUCCUGUAUUGACUUUAUUAAGUACUUACCAACACCAGGGAUCUUCAACAUCAGAAAUGCUGACUGGGCGAUGAUAACCAGAUACACAUCUCAGAUACACUUUCCUGGGAUUGCAAAAACGAAACAUUUCGGUCACUUUAGCUUCCAAUUAUUUGAAUGAAACUUGAUCAAAGCGAAGUAUUAUUUUAGUAGACCAGUAAAAGGCAGCUAGUUUUAUAACCAACAGAAGCUUUGGUUUUAUUUUUUUUAAUUUUUUUUCAAAGUGCCUCACCAGGAAGUUUGAUGUUGUUUCUUAAAACUGAGAAAACAUGCUUGUAAAAUGUAUGAACAUUUGUUGAAAUGUUUGUAUGAUUUUUAUUUUCACUCAAACUUGUACAUAAUUUUACAUCUUUAUAAUUUUUUUGCCCUUGGCAUUUUCUUCCAAUGCUUGAGAUCUUUGCACUAGUUUCACUGUUGCUUUAACAAGCUAUUUAUCAUAUCGAGGUUUAAUAUCAGUGUCUGACAUAUGCUGACAAUGGAUAUUUUAUUCUUAAUGAAGCCAGUGUAAAUUACUCUGGUUUAUUAUGUAGCAUUUAGUGCCACUUUCCUCAGCAAAACAAUGUCACCACAACAAAUCUAGUUAGUCAUGGACCAUUUGCUUUUAUAUUGAAAUGUCCAUUGAUACUUAUGUUAUGCUAAAUGUGUUACAUGAUUAUAUUUGUAACUAAUGAUUGCCUAUUUGUACAUUUACAAAUGUAGCUUUGAGCAGUUACUAAUUUUUACUCCCAAUAUUGAUCAGUAAUGGCAAACAUAAAGAAUGGCUUUUCACUUAUAUCUCUAUUUUGUUCUGAACAGUUAUCAUACUUUAAGUGAACUGAAAAACUAUCCCUGUCUGACCUGGAAUUUUCUUGAAAGUUCUGUAUUUGAGAUCUAAGUUGAGAAUGUUGUAUGAUUUAAAAACAGAAACAUCCAUUUACUUUCCAGGAUGCCAGUUUUGAAGGCAAAGAAAGUUCUAGAACAAUUUUAAGUGUUGCCCAUUCACUUUUCAUCUUUAUUUGGCUUUAGUUUGGACCAUUAUAUCCAAAAGGUGUUCGCUUGUCAUUGAGCAGUUGAUGUACUUUGGAUAAGUUUACCCUCAAGUUAACAAUAAUUUCUAUUUCAAGCGACAUUUAAAAAAUCCUGUAAUGUGACCUGUGAUGAUGUACGAUUAGCAAAUGAAUCAUUCGGUUGAACCGGUUCUUUUUUUUAAUGAGUCGGUGGAACCGAGUUGUAAAAUAACUCAACCUUGGCCAAAAGCUUUGGGAGUGACAUACAUUUUGAAAACAAUGAUAAGCAUUUCAUGAGUUUUAAAGGCUUUUAUUGGCAAAAACAUUAAAUAUAUGUAAAGAGUCAAUAUUUACAGUGUAGGCCCUUGUUCUUAAUAACUUCUGCAGUUUGCUCUGGCAUGCUGGAUUUCAGCUUCUGGGCCAAAUCCUGACUGAUGGUGAUCCAUUCUUGCCUUAUUAGUGCUUGGAGUUGAUCACAAUUUGUGGGCUUCUGCUUGCCCACUCGCCUUUUGAGGAUUGACCACAGGUUCUCAAUGGGAUUAAGAUCCCACAUUUUUAUGUAAUGUAAUGAUCUCUGAGCCACUUCAUUAUCACUCUUGCCUUGUGACAUGGUGCUCCAUCAUGCUGGAAAGUGCACGGAUCAUCACCAAAUUGCUCCUGGAUCGUUAGGAUUAGUUGCACUUGCAGGACGUUUUGAUACCAUUCUUUAUUCAUGGCAGUGUUUUUGGGCAGAAUUGUGAGAGAGCCCACUCCCUUGGAUGAAAAGGAACCCCACACAUGGAUGGUCUCAGGAUGCUUCACUGUUGGCACGACACAGGACUCAUGGUACCGUUCAGCUUCUACGGACUAUAGAUUUUACAGAUGUCCCAAACAGUCGGAAGGGAGAUUCAUCAGAGAAGAUAACUUUGCACCAGUCUUCUGCUGUCCAAUCCUUGUAUUUCCUGCAGAAUUUCAGUCUGUCCUUGAUGUUUUUCUUGGAGAGAAGUGGCUACUUUGCUGCCCUUCUUGACACCAGGCCAUUGUCCAAAAGUCUUUGCCUCACUGUGCAUGCAGAUGCACUCACACAACCUGCUGCAAAUAUUGAACAAGCUCUGCACUGGUGGUGACACGAUUCUGUAGCUGACUCCUCAGGAGCAGACGGUCCUGGUGCUUGCUGGACACUGGGACGUCCUGAAGCCUUCUUCACUGCAGUUGAACCUCUCUCCUUGAAGUUUAUGAUGAUCCAGUAAAUGGUUCUUUCAGGUGCAAUAUUAUUUGCAGCAAUUUCCUUGCAUGUGAGGCCAUUUUGAUGCAAAGCGAUGAUGGCUGCACAUAUUUCUUUAGAGGUAGCCAUUGCGAACUUGAACACAAUGAUUGGAAGCACUUCUUCCCUCCCUGUAUAGCAAUCAGUCUGAUCUUAUAAUCCAAUCAGAAUGAUAGAGUGAUUUCACCUGACUUGUACUUGUUCACAUUUUCCCAGGUGCUGCUGAUAUGAUUUGUGAAAUUAUGUUAGCUGGUCAUUUUGUGCCAGGGCCAAAAAACUGUGAAAUUUGGUAAUAUAUUAUAAAUUUGAAAUGUAUAAUACAUUACAAGGUAAUUAUGUUGUUAACAAUGGUGUAGGAACUGUUGAACAA
Messenger RNA from Xyrauchen texanus (razorback sucker), 3396 nucleotides. Its product is annotated as biogenesis of lysosome-related organelles complex 1 subunit 4-like. The record is from RefSeq and is a predicted model, not a curated record. Gene Ontology annotation, cellular component: BLOC-1 complex. The transcript is spliced from 5 exons. Lineage: Eukaryota; Metazoa; Chordata; Actinopteri; Cypriniformes; Catostomidae. The coding region runs from base 34 to 750 and encodes 238 amino acids.